AUGCAUAGUAAACCGGUCUUGUCACUAACUCAAUUCCAUUAUUCGACCGCUGUAACUCACGUGACAACUAUAUUAAAUAUAAUACAUUUAUGCUCUUUGAUGCUGCUUAAUUACAUUAUUUGUGACGAAUUUUUCAACAGAGGAAUGGCAGUCGACGCACGUGGUAUUGUACUCUCUGGUACUAAUCUCGCCAAAGAAAUUCGCGAGUCAUUAGCCAAAGAUGUAAUGAACAUAAAGUCAAAACUGCCAGAUUUUUCACCGGGAUUAGCAAUUGUUCAAGUCGGUGGUCGAGAAGAUUCAAAUGUCUACAUUCGUAUGAAAAUAAAAGCUGCUUCUGAAAUUGGAAUCAACGCUACUCAUCUCCAGCUUCCCAACACCACUACUGAAAUGGAACUUAUGAGUAAACUUCGUAAAUUAAACAAUGAUCCCCAAACUCAUGGUAUUAUUGUACAAAUGCCACUUGAUAGUGUCAAUAAAAUAAAUUCUGAUUUGAUCACUGACGCUGUAAUACCUGAAAAAGAUGUUGAUGGACUUAACACAAUAAAUGAAGGCCGAGUAGCUAUUGGAAAUAUGUAUGGAUUUCUACCUUGUACUCCGAAUGGUUGCAUUGAGCUUAUUAAAAAGAGUGGAGUUAUUAUUGCUGGAGCAAAUGCUGUCGUUUUGGGUAGAAGUAAAAUUGUAGGUACGCCUGUAGCAGAGUUGUUGAAAUGGCAUAAUGCUACUGUAACCGUCUGUCACUCUAAAACUAAAAAUUUACCAUCAGUUGUAUCCCAAGCUGAUAUUCUUGUCGUAGGUAUUGGCCAACCUGAAAUGGUGAAAGGUUCUUGGAUAAAACCUGGAGCAGUUGUUAUUGAUUGUGGAAUUAAUUCUAUCCCAGAUGCUACUAAAAAGUCGGGACAACGGCUGGUUGGUGAUGUUGAAUAUGCAGAGGCAGCUAAAGUUGCUUCAUACAUUACUCCAGUUCCAGGUGGUGUUGGUCCAAUGACUGUAGCAAUGUUAAUGAAAAAUACAGUGAUAUCAGCAAAGCGAUCAGCUGAAAAACUUAUCAGUACUACGUGGAAUAUUCGUUCCUUGCCAUUAAAAAUUCAAAAUCCUGUCCCGAGUGAUAUUAUAAUUUCUAGAAGUCAAGAACCCAAACCAAUUGCUUAUUUAGCCAAUGAAAUUGGCAUUACUCCGGAUGAAAUCAGUCCUUAUGGUUCAAAAAAAGCCAAAGUAAGUUUAAGUCUGUUGAACCGUUUAAAACAUCAGAAAGAUGGAAAAUUAAUAGUUGUCGCUGGUAUUACUCCAACACCAUUUGGCGAAGGUAAAAGCACAACAACUCUGGGAUUAGUUCAAGCUUUGACAGCUCAUCGCAAUAAAAAUUCAAUUGCAACCCUCAGACAGCCGAGUAUGGGUCCAACAUUUGGUGUCAAAGGUGGAGCUGCUGGUGGUGGUUACGCGCAAGUUAUUCCUAUGGAAGAAUUUAAUUUACACCUGACUGGUGACAUUCAUGCUGUAUCAACAGCUCAUAACCUUCUUGCUGCACAAAUUGAUGCGCGAUAUUUCCACGAAUCUACUCAAACAGACAAAGCGCUCUAUAAUAGACUUGUACCUAUUGUCAAAGGAGUGAAAACAUUCUCUAAAAUUCAAUUGAGAAGACUUGAAAAGCUUGGAAUCAAUAAAACUGAUCCAAAUUCAUUAACUGAAGACGAAAUUACGAAAUUUUCUCGAUUAGAUAUCAACCCCGAAACAAUUAUUUGGCCCAGAGUCAUGGAUUUAAACGAUAGAUUUUUACGACAAAUUACCGUUGGUAAAAGUCCAACCGAAAAAGGUAUUACUAGAGAAACAUCAUUCCGCAUAUCUGUUGGAUCAGAAAUUAUGGCUAUUCUUGCACUAGCCACUGAUAUAGAGGACAUGAAAAAAAGACUCGGUAAUAUUGUUGUUGCAUUUUCAAAAAGUGGAGAACCAUUAACUGCCGAAGAUUUUGGUAUGACUGGAGCUAUGGCCGUUCUUUUAAAAGACGCAAUAGAACCAAACUUGAUGCAAAGUUUGGAAGGUACUCCAAUUUUAGUACACGCAGGACCAUUCGCAAAUAUUGCCCAUGGAUGUUCAUCUAUUAUUGCCGAUAAACUUGCUCUGAAACUUGUCGGAGCUGAUGGUAUUGUUGUAACGGAAGCUGGCUUUGGUUCUGACAUCGGUAUGGAAAAAUUCUUUGACAUUAAAUGUCGUACUUCAGGUCAUUUACCUUAUGCAGUUGUUCUGGUAACAACUGUAAGAGCUUUAAAAAUGCACGGUGGUGGUCCAACUGUCACUCCUGGAGCACCUUUACAAAAAGAGUAUUUAGAAGAGCAUCUUGAUCUCGUUGAAAAGGGCUUACCAAAUCUGAUUAAACAUAUUGAAAACGGAAAUCAAUUUGGCGUACCUGUUAUUGUAGCUAUAAAUGUCCAUGCCACUGAUACUCCAGCAGAAUUAAAUCUUGUUAAAGAAGCAGCUCUUAAAAAUGGUGCUUUGCAAGCUGUUAUUUGUAAUCACUGGGCUAAAGGUGGCGAGGGAGCACUGGAUCUAGCCGACGCUGUUAUUCAAGCAGUUGAACAACCCAGUAAUUUUAAACUUCUCUACGAUUUAGACACCAGCAUUGAAGAAAAAAUUAAAAUAAUUGCUAUUAAAAUGUAUGGCGCUGGUGAAAUCAUUUUAGCUGAUAAAGUUAAAGACAAAAUAGCACGAUACAAUGAAUUAGGAUACAGCAAAUAUCCAUUGUGUAUGGCUAAAACUUCUAACUCAUUAACUGGUGAUCCAGCAAUUAAAAAUGCACCUCAAGGAUUCCCACUUGAAAUUACUGAUAUAUUUGUAUCCGUUGGAGCAGGUUUCGUUGUACCUAUGGUGGGAGAGAUUAUGAUGAUGCCUGGCUUAUCAACAAGACCAGCAAUUUAUGAUAUGGAUUGGAAUAAUGAAACAGAUGAAAUUGAAGGAUUAUUUUAA
Molecule: messenger RNA, 2958 nt
Organism: Cotesia congregata
Lineage: Eukaryota; Metazoa; Arthropoda; Insecta; Hymenoptera; Braconidae
Source: the annotation of a GenBank genome assembly